This is a messenger RNA of Hordeum vulgare subsp. vulgare (domesticated barley), 1488 nucleotides long. RefSeq names its product dehydration-responsive element-binding protein 2E. Lineage: Eukaryota; Viridiplantae; Streptophyta; Magnoliopsida; Poales; Poaceae. Gene Ontology annotation, molecular function: transcription cis-regulatory region binding; DNA-binding transcription factor activity. The coding region runs from base 1 to 948 and encodes 315 amino acids. The transcript has a single exon. Gene Ontology annotation, biological process: positive regulation of DNA-templated transcription; response to stress. Gene Ontology annotation, cellular component: nucleus. The record is from RefSeq and is a predicted model, not a curated record.
AUGGAGAGCUACGUGCGGAAGCGGUCGUGGAAGAAGGGGCCGACGAGGGGCAAGGGCGGGCCGCAGAACGCGGCGUGCGAGUACCGGGGCGUGCGCCAGCGGACGUGGGGCAAGUGGGUGGCGGAGAUCCGCGAGCCCAACAAGCGCGCGCGCAUCUGGCUCGGCUCCUUCGCCACCGCCGAGGAGGCCGCGCUCGCCUACGACGAGGCCGCGCGCAGGCUCUACGGCCCCGACGCGUUCCUCAACCUGCCCCACCUCCGCGCCGCCGCCACCCCGCAGCAGCGCAUGAUCAGGUGGCUCCCGGCUUCCGCGAACGGCGCCGGCGCCGGCGCCAGGGCCCCCGCCGCCGUGCCGGCCUACGGCCUGCUCAACCUCAACGCGCAGCACAACGUGCACGUCAUCCACCAGAGGCUGCAGGAGCUCAAGAGCUCCUCCUCCUCCUCGCCGGCCAAGCCGCAGCAGCACUCCAGGAGGACCCCUCCCCCGCCCCCGCCUCCCCCGGCCGCAUCGUCACCUUCCUCCACGGUGACCACCGGCGCCAUGCCGCCCUCCGCGUCGUGCUUCCAGGCGCAGCUGGAGCACGCCAUGGCGAUGACCGCCGCCGCCGAGAGCGCGCCGCCCUGCGAGGGCUUCGGGGCCGGCAGGCCACAGCUCGACCUCAAGGAGUUCCUGCAGCAGAUCGGCGUGCUCGGGGAGGACGACGGCGGCGCGGCCGGCAAGCAUCAGGGCGUUGACGGGGACGACGGCGAGGUGGCGGACGCGUUCGGGUUCGGAGGCAGCACCGGCACCGGCGCGGAGUUCGACUGGGACGCGCUGGCCGCCGACAUGAGCGACAUCGCCGCGGGAACCCACGGCGGCGGGGGCGGCGCGCUGGGCGUGAACGGGGCGUUCCACAUGGACGAUCUCGACCAGUUCGGCUGCGUGCCCAUCCCCGUAUGGGACAUCUGAUCUUGUGUUCUUAGGCUCUUAAUUAGCCCAUGCAUAAGCUUUGCUUAGCUGAUUUACUAAUUUCGAUCUGCAUGCAGUCUGAUCUGAUGGAUUAUCUACGAGGUUUAGCUUCCAACUUCUUCCAUGUAGUUUGGCAUGAAUCUUUAGAUCUGUUUCAUCAGAAGAAACAUGUAAUAGCAUAAGCACAAUAAACUUGACGCGCACCAGCUAUUGCCACAACCAGGAAAAUGAGACCACCACAAUGCAUUGGACUUCUCACAAAAUCUUCUCCAGAUAGCAUCAACUAAAAAAUAAAUCUACUCCAGAUAGCAUCAACGCAAAUCUGGCUAAUUUUCAUCCCAAGCAAGGAGAACGAUGCGAUCACAUCUCAUAAGGAGCUAAAGACAACCCAACGAGCAAAACAAACGCGGUGAAGAACUUAUAUCAGACUUGCCCGCAAGAAAGUAUGCAUAAUCAUCACAAAUACGACGGUGAAGUUGCGACCAUACCACCAAACCAUCGGUGGAAUCUAUAAGACAAAAUGCUACCACCAAACAAAAA